AUGGCAAACUUCCAUUUACCUGACCACAAGAGGAAGAGAGGUCCUGACUCCAUCUCCUACAAUGAUGAAGAAACUCACACCUUUGUUUUCGAGAAUCCUUUUGCGUAUAAAUCUUCACCUUCGUUGGACAAUGGUGAUGACCCCAAGGACAAAAAGCCGAAAGCAAUUGAUGGUUAUUUGACCCCAUCGCCCCCAUCUAAACCAGCUGGCCGGAUCAAUUCCCCAGCCUUGCAUUCCACUGAUUCCCCAUCAUCUGCUCUUUCCUCUCAAGAUUCCAUGACACCCACUAGCUCCAAUCACGUGGUAAAGAAGAGUCUUCCUCUUCCCAACAAGCUGGAUUUAUCGGCCAGUGGAUUAGCAACAACACCAUUGACAGUGGCACUGCGUACAACAGAUACAGUUCAAGAGAAUUCCAACAGUGAAAGAGAUCAGGAUUUUAUGGACUUGGUCAUUGCUCGGGGACGCAGAUUGUUUCAUCGUCCCACAACAAGUGAACUUCUCCAAGACUUGCGGGCACGUCUGCAGCCUAUUCUUCACAAUCGCCUGAGCCAACUGACAAGAAUGGAGCCAACGUUUGAGGUUGGUCUUGAGAUAUCUGAUUCCGCGUAUAUCUUGAAGCUUCUCAAAGGUCAUGAUUCAAAUUUUGAGUUCGAGACCAUUACCCAAAAAGCUGUCAGAGGAGCAGCGCUGUUGCAGCAAGGAGUGAAGCUGGUGAGAGAAGUGCAAGACCAGCUCAAGUUUGCCAUAAAUGAUUAA
Molecule: messenger RNA, 756 nt
Organism: Ilex paraguariensis (yerba mate)
Lineage: Eukaryota; Viridiplantae; Streptophyta; Magnoliopsida; Aquifoliales; Aquifoliaceae
Source: the annotation of a GenBank genome assembly